AUGGCACUGAACGACAUUAUUAACUCCAUCAAUGGAGUCCUCUUUUCUGAGUACACCGUGUAUGCGCUGCUGCUCACUGGUCUUGUGUUUACCGCGUGGUCAUUCAUCGGUCAAUACCGGGCACUCACGCACGGCGUAGCGGUCGUGCGUGGCAAAUACGACGACAAGGAUGAUCCGGGGGCGAUCAACCACUUCCAGGCAUUGUCGGCGGCAUUGUCGGCGACUGUUGGUCUCGGAAAUAUCGCGGGCGUCGCGGUCGCGGUCGCGCUCGGUGGUCCUGGAGCGAUUUUUUGGAUGUGGAUCAUCGGCAUCCUGGGCAUGGCAAUCAAGAUGACGGAAGUCACACAGUCCAUGCUGUACCGGAAUACGGACGAUCCAGAGAAUCCGCACGGCGGUCCAAUGUUUGUCGUCAAGAAAGGAUUCGCUGAGUGGGGACUCGCUCCGAUCGGAACACUCAUUGGUGGCAUCUUUGUCAUUACGCUGAUCAUCUCGGCGAUCACCGGUGGGAACAUGUUCCAAGCGUGGAAUGUAGCGGACAUCACCUUUACCUACUUCGGGAUUCCCCAAGUAGUAACGGGUGUUGUGCUGACACUGGUUGUUGGGCUAGUUAUCAUCGGCGGGAUCAAGCGUAUCGGCGCUGUCGCGGGUCGCAUUGUGCCGGUCAUGUGUGCGUUGUAUGUGAUUGCUGCGUUGGUAGUGCUCUUCGCGAAUAUCGCGGAUGUGCCUGGGAUGCUUGGGUUGAUCGUCAAGAGCGGUCUCCCGAGCUUCAUGGGUGGUGCGGACGCUGAUGCGACUGGUGCGUUCUUGGGGGGGACCUUUGGGUACGCCGCGAUGUGGGGUGUGAAGCGUGCGUUGUUCUCCUCAGAAGCGGGUCAGGGAUCUUCGCCGAUCGCUCACUCUGCGGCGAAGACCGAUGAACCAGUCCGCGAGGGUGUGGUCGCGGGUCUUGAGCCGUUUAUUGACACGAUUGUGGUCUGUACGCUGACAGCGCUUGUGAUCCUCUCGACCGGCGCGUACAACCGCGGUUCGGAAGCGGAUUUUGUGAACGCGAGCGAUGUGCGGAUUGUGCAAGCUGUGGAUUCGGAAUCUGGUGAGGUACUGGAGAAUACCUGGACGCUCGAGACUGGGGCGCUCCCACGGAUGUCAUCCGAGUCACGCAAGAUCCGCCAGACCCCUGAGAACGGAUCGGGUUGGCGUGAGGGCGAGAUUGUGUUCUUCAUCGUUGCGGCUGAUGAAGAUCCGAACACAGGUCGAGAUCUACGCAAGAUCACUGGAUCGGUGAGUCAAGACGAAAACGACCUCUGGCAGGUGUCAUGGAACACAUUGGAAUCCGAGAUGGUACCACAUUUCCGUGAACAUACAGAUGGAACUGUUGAUCUCGGUGUCUACGGCGAUUAUGCGGGUGCUUCGAUGACGGCGUAUGCGUUCGAUCGUCAGUUCCCUGGUCUUGGGAAGUGGCUGGUCUCGAUCGCGGCGUGGUUGUUCGCGAUCUCGACGAUGAUCUCGUGGUCGUACUACGGCGAGCAGGGGAUCUACUACUUCACGGGUGUGUUGGGCUCGUUCGGGAAGUCCAUAGAGAGCUCAGCGGUGUUUAUUUACAAGAUUAUCUAUGCUGGAUUGAUCUUGUUGACGACUGUUCUUGCGAUGCCGUUGUUCGGGCCGGACAAGAAGGCGUUCAUCGCGACCGAUCAUGAGCUUGAUAUGUGGACGACGCUUGGUCUGGGUGUGAUGCUCGUGGCCAAUAUCCCGAUCAUGUGGAUCUUCGGUGCUAAGGCGAUGAAGGCGUACCACGAGUACAUCGGUCGACUCAAACGAGGCGAACUGGACUCGCACGCAGCUCCGAAGAUCACGGAUGUGGUUGAGGGGCACGAUGUGGAGUAA
This is a messenger RNA of Symbiodinium sp. CCMP2592, 1881 nucleotides long. The record is from the annotation of a GenBank genome assembly. NCBI's taxonomy places the organism in Eukaryota, Dinophyceae, Suessiales, Symbiodiniaceae.